GAAAAUAAAGAAUCCAACGGGGCCGAUUCCAACAGUAGCUUUUAUAACGAAUAUUUAAAGUUUUUGAUGAAAUCUUCGAGAUGUCGUCUCUUAGUGAAAAACAGAUUCUUCUGCGUGCUCGGGCUAAAAGUCUUGAUACUGUUAAAAACUUGAAUUUGUGGGGAAGCAAUCUCUCCGAUAUUUCUGCAGUCACCAAGUUGUUAAAUGUGGAAGUUCUAAGUUUAAGUGUCAAUAAUAUUGCAAGUUUAAAAGAUUUUGCCCACUGUCCAAGACUAAAAGAGCUUUAUUUGCGUAAAAACUGUGUAAAUGAUUUAAAUGAAAUAGGAUUUUUGAAGAAACUCCCAAAGCUGAGAGUUUUGUGGCUGUCAGAUAACCCAUGUGCUGAUAGCCCAAACUAUAGGAAUACUGUGCUGAAGAACUUACCAAAGUUGAUUCGAUUGGAUAAUAUUGCGGUUGAUGAAAAUGAGACAUCAAUGGCAUUCACUGCUGGUGAUGAAAUUSCUACYCCAGACAACCUACCAGACUUCCCUGAUCUUGGCGAUACAAUGCUAUCUACUAUGGGUAGUACAGUCAGCCAAAACAGUAAAGAAAAUAGUGUUCCUAAGGACUCAAAAGAUCAGUGUGURCCAUCUGUUGACCUUGGACAGAAAGACAUAACAAGAGUCAGUCUAGUUGAUGAAACAAAUAAGUUGAGAGCAGAGYUGGGCAUCAAGCCUCUCAAUCUUGAAGAACAAAACACUAAUUCUUGUUCUAUGAACAUACUAUCAAACAGCCGUCCAGACUCUACAUCACCUCAGCCAGCAGACAGUAGGAAUUCAAAUAUUUUAUCUGCUGUCUUGAGUCUCUUGAAAGAGCUUGAUAAAGGCAGCCUUGAAACAGUGAGAAGUGAAGUAGAAUCACACUUGUUGCAAUUUAGCAAAGAUGAUGACAGUGCAGCCACAGGGAGAGUUUUGGUGAAGGAGAUUUUACCUGAAUAAUCUUGAUAAUAUUAUGAAAUACAAUAUUAUUGUAAUCACAGAGGUGUUACUAUAAGUACUCAAAGCCAUGAUUUUGGGGGCCUUUAUUAAGAAGGUGCUAAUCCUUGCAUGRAUGAUCUUUUGGCAUUUCAUGAUAGCAAGGCAACAUUAGUUUGAAUAGAAACUAGAUACCCUUACUGACAUUAGUCUCAUUUCACCAUCCAACUUCCAAGUGAAGGCAUAUGAUUGUCUUUCAAAAUGGUACUAAAAAUGUAACAUCACACUUUUAGCUAGGAACUUGAUUUUUUAGUAAACAAAUUGGAAGCCACAGUGUCACAUAUUGACUUUUCCWACAGAGAGCAUAGAAAAAUGGUGAUACUGACAGGCUAAUAUGCAGAAACCCAUUUUAUUUUGGGAUUCCUGUUUAAAGAACACAGGAAGCCUGAAGUAUGUUUAAAUAUGUCUCAGUGCAUCAUAAUCUGUGUUAUGUAAAUAUGGUCCAGUAGCAUCACACUGACUUCAAUAAAUUGUAAAUAUGAAYUUGGUACUGUAAUCAAAUAAAAUGUUUUCAUUUUUA
Molecule: messenger RNA, 1533 nt
Organism: Exaiptasia diaphana
Lineage: Eukaryota; Metazoa; Cnidaria; Anthozoa; Actiniaria; Aiptasiidae
Product: cilia- and flagella-associated protein 410
Exons: 10
Coding region: 81-977 (298 amino acids)
Biological process (GO): mRNA splicing, via spliceosome
Cellular component (GO): U4/U6 x U5 tri-snRNP complex
Molecular function (GO): protein binding
Source: RefSeq, a predicted model, not a curated record